This is a messenger RNA of Macaca mulatta (Rhesus monkey), 481 nucleotides long. Lineage: Eukaryota; Metazoa; Chordata; Mammalia; Primates; Cercopithecidae. The record is from RefSeq and is a predicted model, not a curated record.
AGGCCUGGGGCAGCCCAGUCCCACUGCGGGGAAAGAGGCUGUGUCCACCAUGGCCUGGACUCCUCUCCUCCUCCUGCUCCUCUCUCACUGCACAGGUUCCCUCUCGCAGCCUGUGCUGACUCAGCCAACCUCCCUCUCAGCAUCUCCUGGAGCAUCAGCCAGACUCACCUGCACCUUGCGCAGUGGCAUCAGUGUUGGUAGUUACAGGAUAUUCUGGUACCAGCAGAAGCCAGGGAGUCCUCCCCGGUAUCUUCUGAACUACCACACAGACUCAGAUAAGCACCAGGGAUCUGGAGUCCCCAGCCGCUUCUCUGGAUCCAAAGAUGCUUCGGCCAAUGCAGGGAUUUUACUCAUCUCUGGGCUCCAGUCUGAGGAUGAGGCUGACUAUUACUGUAUGAUUUGGCACAACAAUGCUUCUCACAGUGACACACACACAUGGGGAAGUGGGACAAAAACCUCACCCUGAUCUGGGUCUUGUUCC